This is a messenger RNA of Colletotrichum gloeosporioides, 1293 nucleotides long. RefSeq names its product putative epoxide hydrolase. The record is from RefSeq and is a predicted model, not a curated record. Gene Ontology annotation, molecular function: epoxide hydrolase activity. Gene Ontology annotation, biological process: epoxide metabolic process. Lineage: Eukaryota; Fungi; Ascomycota; Sordariomycetes; Glomerellales; Glomerellaceae. The transcript is spliced from 4 exons. The coding region runs from base 1 to 1293 and encodes 430 amino acids.
AUGCUGCUUCUGUUGCCGGCUUUUGCUGCAUUAUUUGCAGCAACAGGCUCAGCCACCCUUUUUAACUCCAUUCCUUUCAACCUAUCUACAAACCCAACGAAAUCCAACUUUCAUGUUACCGCUGACAAACUGGAGAAAUUUCAGACCGCAUUAUUAGCCUCCAACGUUGCCGUAGAUGACUGGUAUAACCGGCACCAGAACAUCCAAUUCGGCACCACAAGAUCAUGGCUUGCAGAGGCCAAGGAGGCAUGGAUCAGUUUUGAUUGGAGGGACAAGGAAAACCACAUAAAUGGGUUCCCUAACUUCAAUAUCCCAAUCGAUGACAACAAUCUUGGUCUCACGAACAUUCACUUCAUUGCCCUGUUUUCCCAGAGAAAAGACGCUUUGCCUCUCCUCUUCUUACAUGGGUGGCCUGGGUCGGUCAUAGAAUUUCUCCCAGUCUUGGACAUACUUGCUUCAAAGUACAAUGCGGACACUCUCCCAUACCAUGUUAUCGUACCGUCCUUGCCACACUACGGACUCUCUGGAGGUCCGUCAGAUAUGGAGCUCACUUUAAGCGACGCAGCAAGGCUUAUGAACGAGCUGAUGCGAAGCCUUGGGUUUGCUUCGGGCUAUGUCGUUCAAGGAGGUGAUAUCGGGAGCUUUAUCGCUAGGAUACUAUCGGAAGCAUAUCCUGAAUGCAAAGCAUUCCAUAAUGUGCUAUUUGUGGCUUACUUCACUCAAGUAAACAUGCUGGCACCUUCGUCUCAGGAUGAAAUUCUCAGCAAUACAAACAUCACCGCGACGGAGACUGAACAUGUUCAACGCAUGUACGAUUUCAGUGCUAAUGGGUCUUCUUACAUCCUCGAACACGGAUUAAGGCCAUCGACGGUCGGGCUUGUUCUUGCUUCAAGUCCGCUUGCUGCGUUGUCAUGGAUCGGGGAAAAACUCAUCGAAUGGCCAGACCACAGAUACCCCCUAUCGCUCGACAAUAUUCUUACUUUGGUCACAUUCUAUUGGCACACGGACUCUUUCUCACGCAAUCUUUACCCAUAUAGACCCAUGGCGGAAGCCGCGGUGGGAAAUAAGUUGUUCGAUGUUCCAACUUCCAAAGUGAAACCUUUCGGAUACUCGGUGUUUCCAGCGGAAAACAUUCUCAUGCCCGAAGCAUGGGCCAAAAAAGCAUAUCCGAACUUGGUGUACUACAAGCGAAAUGAGAAGGGCGGGCAUUUCGCUGCAUUGGAACAGCCUGAAAUAUUCCUCAGUAAUGUGGAAGAUUUCCUCACGUUGGCUAGGCCGCUCAUCGGAAUCUGA